UCAGUUCAGAGUACAGGUUGUUUAUGUUUUGUUUGGAAUUUGGAUACUCAAAAUAGGCUAGUUCACCUUACAUCUUAUUGAAUUAAUUCACUGUUGAUAGGCAUGAUAUGAUCAAAUUCUCGGAAACUCAAUUUUGUAUGACCUAGCUUUUUGAUUUAAGAGCUAGGAUCAAACUACAGUACCAACUUUGUGAAACAGUUAAAUGUUUUGUCGUCUACCCUUUUCUUAUGAAACAAUAAUAAAAUUUCUUUUAAUCAUUGUGUUAGGUGUGCUCCUGCUGAACAUUUAUAUUUUGUCAAUUCUCUUUGGCAGUGAAAAAGUCAAGACUAGGCCGAAAUUUUUGAAACAAAAUGAUGAAGUUUAUAUUAAAGCAGAACCCUUCAAACAAAGUAAGGGCAUCCACAAUGUCAACCAGUCACCUAAGAAAGCAGUGUUUGUUCAGAUCAACACCACAGAUUUGGCCACAAAGAAAAUCCUAGAAAAGGUGGCUGUUCUUGAGAGACAAAAUUUUGGUCAAUUCUUUCCUGCGAAAAUCAAACGCUACCAUCAAGCAGUCUUGCACGAUGUUAAAGUCACUGAGCCAUUUUCAACUGAACUCCUCAAAGAUUCUUUUAAAUGGACCAGUGGGCGCCAGCUGUUCCCGGAACCAAUGAUUCCGCCUCUGGGGCGACUGCUCAACUCGCUGUGUUCCAGCAAGGUAGAGAAAGCCGAUAACAUGGCGCAAGGAACACAGCUCAAACUGCUCCUCACCCUUGAAGGUGGCUUGAAAGCUGUGUUUAAGCCUCAAUGGUACAAAAGGACAGAGGUUAUUGCAGGGUCUGUGUACGCAGGAAAGGAUCGUCACAAUGGAGAGGUGGCUGCCUUCCACCUGUCAUGGUUACUUGGUCUACGAAGAGCUCCGCUGACUGUCGGACGUAGAAUUGAUCUGCGUCAAGAAGUCAUGCCUGUGGCAACGAAUGAACUUCUGAAAACAUUUGAUCAAGAAGACAACAACACAUGUUUCUAUGGAGUCUGCCACUACUGCGGGCCGCACGACCCUGUGUGUGCCUCGGGACAGGUGUUGGAAGGAUCCCUGAUACUGUGGCUGCCUGAGGAAUUCCCCUUGAAGAAGUUUCGCCACCCCUGGCAGAGAACUUACAAACCAAAUAUUCCAGCCAGAUGGGAGUUGGAUGCCGGCUACUGCCAAGUUGUCCGCAAAAGUGAGAUGUACUCCACAGGUCCCCGUCUACUAGACAUCAUCGACACGGCAGUCUUUGACUUCCUCAUAGGGAACGGAGACAGACAUCAUUAUGAAGUCUUCCAAAAUAUAAACGAUUCUGCUGUUUUAUUUAUUGACAACGGAAAAAGUUUUGGAAACCCGUACGUGGACCACAUUGAUAUUCUGGCUCCUCUUUACCAAUGUUGCAGGUUGCGUUCUACGACGUGGACCCGUUUACUUUGGCUGCAGAUGAAGACCAUAAGUGAGCCAUUACGCGAGGUGUUGGAGUGGAGUCACAUCGCUCCAGUGCUCUCUGAUGCUCACCUGACUGCGCUCGAUCGCCGAUUGUUAGUCACCAUCGCAGCCGUGCAUUUGUGCUUCACCGAGCGCAACGGUCAACACAAUGUUAUAGUCAAUGACUAGCAGGGUCACUAAGGCUGGUUAGCAAAUUUCAGUCUCAAGAGGAAUCUCAAUUGUUUCCUUUGCAUAAAUGGUUGUAGAGUGAAGUAGAUGUGGGAAGGAUAUUUCAAGAGGUGAAGAAAAUGAUUGGCAGUCUACCUUUAUUUAUAUUUAAAUAUUUAAAUCCUCAAAAUUAGAUUUCUAGUCCUCUAACCACUUCCCUGACACUGUUGGAGUUUUCCUGAAAAAAAUCUAUGAGUGGUGCAACUAUCAUUUGUCAUUCCACUGGGUCGUGAAUAAAUCGUGCUUUCUAACUGGCUGACAAUGGACUAUAACGAGACUAAGAUUUGGAUGUCUUCCUGAAAAUUCCCAUGGCCUAAAAAGACUCCAAAUGAAAACCAAAGAUAUGAUAGACUAAGGUUUUAGAGUAAAGAUUAAAUAGACUGACUUAGAGUGACAUAGUAGAAGUUGGUGAUCAAUCACUAAUAAAAAUAAUGCUCAGUAGAGCCACAGUAUUAAUAUUAGGGCUGUGCUGAUCUCCUUAUGUGAUUUUGUUCACAACCAUUUAGCACACCGUAGAAAGCUCCCAUUUGAUACCUAUCUUGGUGUUGUGCAUUAAUAGUGUCCAAAGAAAGGCACUACUCAUGGGUUGUUUUAUGUGUGUCAUCCGCUGUUUUUCAAUGUAGAAUACAUAUUCCAGAUAGUGGAGAUGUUAAGAAACGUUAAUUGUAAAAAAUUUGGUGCAACGUUUCUCACCUGGUGAUAAAUCCAUGAUUGUCAAGCGAGUAAAAUCAACGUUACUCAAGUAUGAAUUGGGUUGGAUUGUUUUAUGCAGCUCUUACAUUUGUAGCUUUUACAUGUAAAUGUGUUCUUAGAUAUGUGUUUCCAUUUCAUUAAAAACACUCAGUAUCCGAUACCGACUCCUGUAAUCACUCAGGUUUUAUGUUGGUAGCAGAGCAUAGUUUGGCCAAACAGUUUAUUAACAGAAUUUUUGCUUGUAUAUAUCUAACAACCAGUGUGCUUUCUGAAACAAUUUUUCUUUCCCAAUUUUCC
Molecule: messenger RNA, 2650 nt
Organism: Macrosteles quadrilineatus (aster leafhopper)
Lineage: Eukaryota; Metazoa; Arthropoda; Insecta; Hemiptera; Cicadellidae
Product: glycosaminoglycan xylosylkinase
Exons: 8
Coding region: 203-1621 (472 amino acids)
Biological process (GO): protein phosphorylation
Cellular component (GO): Golgi apparatus
Molecular function (GO): phosphotransferase activity, alcohol group as acceptor
Source: RefSeq, a predicted model, not a curated record